This is a messenger RNA of Phoenix dactylifera (date palm), 858 nucleotides long. Its product is annotated as 14 kDa proline-rich protein DC2.15-like. The record is from RefSeq and is a predicted model, not a curated record. Lineage: Eukaryota; Viridiplantae; Streptophyta; Magnoliopsida; Arecales; Arecaceae.
UAAUGCAAAACCAUUCCAUCAUAAACACCACUAGCUAGUAUUGCUCCCUCUCCCACUUAGGUAAGGUAGGUGUUUGUGAUUACCAAGCCAUGGCAUCCAAGAACUCAGCAUCGGCUGCCCUCUUCCUUGCUCUCAACCUCCUCUUCUUUGCUCUGGUUAGCGGCUGUGGUGUUUGCCCUGGCCCAACCCCCAAGCCCCCGAGCCGCUCCAAGGGCAAGUGCCCCAUUGACACCCUCAAGCUAGGCGUGUGCGCCAACGUGCUCAACGGCCUCAUCAACCUCAACCUCGGCAAGCCACCCAAGAAGCCAUGCUGCUCUCUCAUCAAAGGCCUCGCUGACCUCGAGGCCGCCGUCUGCCUCUGCACCGCACUCAAGGCCAAUAUUCUCGGCAUUAAGCUCAACAUUCCCGUCGACCUCAGCUUGCUCAUCAACUACUGUGGGAAGAAGGUCCCCACCGGUUUUCAGUGCCCUUAAACUACUAGCUUGCUCACCACCCAAAUCCCCUGGUCUCUGUCUGUGGUCUUUUUAAUUGCUUGCAUAUAUAGUUUCAGGUAUAGAUUGUUUGGGUUCGUCGAAAAGGUUCUUGUUGGUUUUGGUUUUGUUGAUGUAAUGGCUGUAGCUGUAGUUGUUACUGUUGUUGAUUUCGGAGCAAGGAUGACGAAUAAGCCUGGUUAAACAACAACUUAAAAAAAAAAAAAUCAUGUUAUUUUGUGUGGGAAAUGGGCGAAGAGGGGGUGCGUUGGCGGAGGGGGGGGAUUUCAUGUUAUGUUUUAUAUGUAAGACGGGGUUAAACUGGGUUUUAUUUAUUGUGUAAUGCUUUCCACAUUUAGACAAUGAAUGCCUGCUUUAUUUUGACGCU